AUGAUUUUUAAAACAAACAAACAAACAAACAAACAAACAAACAAAAACAAACAAACAAACAAACAAACAAACAAACAAACAAACAAACACAGUGGAUUGAACUUUCUUAUUUUUAAACCUUUGCAACAUAACCUGCCAGCAUGGUACUUUUUCAACUUUUAUUUUAGGAAACCCUGUUCCCCAGAAGGCUGUCAUGAGUUUUUCAGGGGGAAGGCCUAUAACAAGAGGGCCAACUUCAGCUUGCCCACAAUUACAGUGCGGAGCUGGGUGUUGUCUAGGGUGCACUCUCAGUUCACUGUUGAAUUGGAAGUGCACCCUAGAACGUGCCCUGGACCCCCCUUUCUUUGCAAGGCCAUGGGCUUACAGAGCAUAUAUGCAGGGGUAGCCAAAUAA
Messenger RNA from Podarcis lilfordi (Lilford's wall lizard), 393 nucleotides. The record is from the annotation of a GenBank genome assembly. NCBI's taxonomy places the organism in Eukaryota, Metazoa, Chordata, Lepidosauria, Squamata, Lacertidae.